This is a messenger RNA of Podarcis lilfordi (Lilford's wall lizard), 6715 nucleotides long. NCBI's taxonomy places the organism in Eukaryota, Metazoa, Chordata, Lepidosauria, Squamata, Lacertidae. The record is from the annotation of a GenBank genome assembly.
CAGGAAAUGUACCGAGAGGGAAGGAUUUAGGUGCUGCUCUGUGCGUUUUCCGCAGCGGAAGCUUGGAAGGCGGAAAACAUGGCUGCCUUGGCGAUGGCAGCCAAGGACUCAGGGCGAGUUUUCUGCCUCUUCGCUGGCGCAAGGAAGGGCGCUGUUUCCUCUGGUGCAGGUAAGAGACGGAAGGUCCCAGGGAGGGAGUUUGCUUCUUUCGCUAAGGCGUAGCCUGCCUCAGGGCCGGAUUUAGGUUUGAUGAGGCCCUCAGCUGCUGAAGGUAAUGGGCCCCUUUAUAUGGUCAGCUGUCCUUUGUCAACAACAAAUUGUCACUGUUUUUUGUGUUGAAUAUAUGUUAUAUGGUAAUUUAUGGACCUAAUAAGUAUCUAAAACCAUUUGGACAUGUUGCCUUGCAACCAGUCCAUGCAGAAUGUAAGGUAAAGGUAAAGGGACCCCUGACCAUUAGGUCCAGUCAUGGCCGACUCUGGGGUUGCGGUGCUCAUCUCGCAUUAUUGGCCGAGGGAGCCGGCGUACAGCAUCUGGGUCAUGUGGCCAGCUUCUGGCGAACCAGAGCAGCGCACGGAAAUGCCGUUUACCUUCCCGCUGGAGCGGUACCUAUUUAUCUACUUGCACUUUGAUGUGCUUUCGAACUGCUAGGUUGGCAGGCGCAGGGACCGAGCAACAGGAGCUCACCCCGUCUUGGGGAUUCAAACCGCCGACCUUCUGAUCGGCAAGUCCCCUAGGCUCUGUGGUUUAACCCACAGCGCCACCCACGUCCCUAUGCAGAAUGUAGGCACCCUAUAUAUAGAAGUGAGCAAACCAGUGAUAUUUUAGGGAGCAGGCUAGCAGGCAGGGCCCAUUAAUUACAUCAUUGGAGCCUACACAACAUAAAACACUGUUGCUGUAUGUAGGUUUUAUUUUAUUUGUUUUUUAACUUAUAUUUUGGAAAUGUACAUCCAGUUUUUUUUUCCUUUAAAAUUUUUGGGGCCCCAAGAAAGUGGGGCCCUAAGCUAUAGCUUGUUUAGCCAUCCAGCACUGGCCUGCCUUGUGCAGGCUGGGGGAACGGAUAAUAGGAACACCUAAGAGCUUUAAGCUUGAAUAAACAAAAGAAAUGGGCACCGUUUUUCUAUGCAUUGCAACGUAGUAACAUGCAGCACAAAACCUAUGUACGUUUAUUACUAGGAAGUAAGUCGUCAAUAAGUGGGCACACUUUUGAAGUGUUAAAAUAACUGCUUCAUAUUUCUUCAGAAGGGACGCGGGUGGCGCUGUGGGUUAAACCACAGAGCCUAGGACUUGCAGAUCAGAAGGUCGGCGGUUCAAAUCUCCGCGACGGGGUGAGCUCCCGUUGCUAAGUCCCAGCUCCUGCCAACCUAGCAGUUUGAAAGCACGUCAAAGUGCAAGUAGAUAAAUAGGUACCACUCUGGUGGGAAGGUAAACGGUGUUUCCGUGCGCUGCUCUGGUUCACCAGAAGCGGCUUAGUCAUGCUGGCCACAUGACCCGAAAGCUGUACGCCGGCUCCCUCGGCCAGUAAAGCGAGAUGAGCGCCGCAACCCCAGAGUCAGCCACGACUGGACCUAAUGGUCAGGGGUCCCUUUACCUUUUUUAUUUCUUCAGAAUAGCAUGGGUGUAAGUAGCUCGAGCUAGGCUUAAAUCCCUUAUGCUCUACAGAUAUAUUUAGGAAGAGCAGCUCCUCAAGCAAACCCUGAACCACAUUAUAUAUUAACUCUAUAAUUCUGUUCAUUACGGCACUAUUUGUAGAUGUCCAAGGGUCUACAUAACCCCAUUGUGAAGCCAGAUGUCUAGACUUACAUAUGCAUUCAUUGGCUCAAGGGCUGAAGCGGCUCAGCUUUUUCAUAAUGCUCAUCAGUGUUGUAUUUCAGAGUUCUGAACCUAGUGGAACUGAGGCUGAUUUCACUAGAAUCUGCACUUUGGAUUUGGCUUGGUCUGGAAUAUUUCCCUUGUGCGUGUUGGACCUUACAAAAGCCUUUAGAGAGAGCUUGUGUCACAAUAAUUUGUUGAUGACAUUGACUUGUGCUGAUCCCUAGUAGAUACCAUCCACACAGGUUGUGGCCUAUGCACUGCAUGCUCGGCUCUUUCCAUCUUUUUUUUUUAACUUGGUGUGCAUUCUUACCCACCCAUUUUAGCAGUGAAUGCAAUUAAUUAGAAAAUCUACUCUGAGGGAUUUCCCCCGUUUGAUCAUCUUUGCAUCCAACUGUGUGUCGUGGAAUGCCAAAGCUGGUGAUUGGGAGCUUUCCUUAGCCUGUGUGCACUCUUUCUGAAGUAGUUGAAAUCAAUAGUAUAGUACUGCUUGCUGAAUUCAAUAGGAACACUACAUUGCACCUCCUCCAGCCCACUUGGCUUCUGUGCUUGCUGUGGAGGAAGGGAAUUUGCUUCCUCUUGAGGCUAGCAUGAAACUAAGGGGGCUGAAAGAGGAGAGUGAUCUGUUCCUCCUCUACCAGCCUGCUCAUUCCUCUGCAUGGAUUUCCAUACAGCUGCCUGCAUGGGACUCUUUCUCAUGUGUGGUCACUAUGUUAAAUAUAAACACAAAACCUGUGCUAACAUCAGGGGUGGGGUGGGGAACCAUUGCUGGUAUAUUAAUGCAUAUCUGUUGGGUUAUGAUAAAUCUCCACAAAAGUAUUAAAAAGGGGAGAUGGGCUUUGGGUACUUUAACAUUAAUUCUUUGCUAGCUUUAAAUUUCUUGUGAAUACUUAAAAACAUGUUGUGAGUGUGCUUUGUUACAUAUGUCUUUUCCAGUUGCAUCAUGGAGACGGGAGUGUAGUUCAUAUAGUGAACAGUUGUCCAGUAAUGCAGAUAUGGUAAGAAAUGUGUGUUACAAUUAACAUUCUAAUCAGCCUACAUAUUUUUGAAAGUUUUCAAACUCAAAACAUAGGAUGGUAGUGGUUUGCACAGGUUGUACAAUGACAAUAAAGGUAUUAUUAUUAUUAAAGAAAAUGUGUUGCAACUGCACUUUUUGCUGUGAAACUGCACAGGAGUCAGUAUAAAAUAUAUAAGAGCGUAAUCAGGUAUUUCUACUUUAUUUAAGGCUCAUUAUCAACUGUAGACUGUAAACAUAGAAGACACCUUGUUGGAAGAUAGCCGAAGUAAAAAUGAGUGUUUCAAAAUUACAGUGUUUACAACAAUCUUAAUUUAUUUACUCUGAAAACUGUGACGCAUAAAAUACAGAACUUGUUUGGCAAAUAAUUAAAAGAAACUUUGUGUCAAGUUGGAAAGUGGUGCCAAAAUUACCAAGGAAGAAUGGCUAAGGCUGUCAGUGGUAGCUAACCACAACAGCUAUGCCUCUGAAUGCUUGUCUCUGGGAUUGACAGGUGGGGAGACUGCUGUCUUGCUCAGGUUCUGCAAGUGGCUUAGGCAUCAGGUUGACAACAGGCUGCUGGCCUAGAAGGUCUCUUGGUCUGAUCCAGCAAGGUCCUUAUGAAUCUCCCCAGGUGAUCUUAGGCCAAUCACUGCCUCUUAGCCUAUUUUAUUUAUUCAUUUAUUUCAUAAAAAAUUAUAUACUGCUUAAUUGUAGAAAAAACCCCUCAAAGUGUUUUACAAAAAGGAAAAAACAAUAAAAAACUACAACCAUAAUUAAAAACAUACAGAAGGUUAAAACCACAAUAUAAUAGAUUAAAACAAAUCAAAACUCACGCAAACUUUCUAAACAUCUGGGUAGGCUUGUCCAAAAAUGAAUGUCUUCAGUAGGCACCAAAAAAGAAUACGGUGAAGGUGCCUGCCUGAUAUUAAAUGUUUGACCACAGCCUGGUAUAAAUUACACUAGCCAAUGCAUGUAAAACAAAGUGCCAGAAAUAUGGUUAAAAUUUCUACCCCGCCUUUCCUGUACUAGGAUGGUACACAAGGGAUUGAGAUGUAGCAACAUUUUAUGGGCUGAGUACAUAUAUACGAGGGGAGACAAUCAAGAAGAUUGAUCAAUGACGGAUUCUGUUCUUACAUUUAAAGUUUAAUAUAAGAACUAUGUGGCAAUUUUAAGAUAAGUUAAAAAACUGCCCAGAAGCAGCCUUUUGCUUUUUUUAGACUAUUCUAUAAAACAGUUCUAACUAGAAGCCCCAUUUGGUGGGUCAACCAAAUAGACAGGUACCAUAUAUCUAUGCUAGAGUCCAACCUAGGGCUGAUUUUUGUGUAACAUUUGCAAGGCACUUGCCCUGUAUGAUAGUAUCAUGUCUGCUUCAGCACUUAAGCCAGCAGUUCUCAACCUGUGGGUCCCCAGAUGUUGUUGGACUACAGCUCCCAUCAUCCCUGAGCUCUGUCCUUUCUAGCUAGGGGUGAUGGGAGUUGUAGUUCAACAUCUGGGGACCCACAGGCUGAGAAAGGCUGACUUAAGCAGUCAGUACUAAAAGAAAGUAGAAAGACACUUCUGCUAAAACUAUUUCUGUUUCAGCCUGUGCCAAUGGACAAUCCCUAUAAGGAACCCCCUAAAAAGUGUGUCUUGUGUGGGGUAGCUGUUGACUACAAAAAUGUACAGGUAAAUUCCUCUGUAUUUGUUGUGUUUGUUGUCAAGGUGUACUAAAGAAGGCUGAGCAAAAUCCGGCCUAUGCUUAUCAGAGGAGAUCAUACUAGUUCACUUGUAUACACUCCUACGUGUUACAAGAAUACUGCUUCAGGGCGGUACUUUUGCAACAUUUCUGUUCCUUUCAUGUAGCUCUGUUCACCUAGGAGUGAAUGCCACUGGCACUAAAUAUGUAAAAUUAAAAUUCACUCUUUUAGAAUACACUCAGGAAUACGUGCAAGGAAAAUAUAACAAGAUCAGUUGCAUGUUGGAAAUCCAAAGUAUGCCUUGGACAUAUGCCAAAUCCCCAUGGUUAUUUGACUUAAGGUGCGGAGGCAGGAUAAUUGCAGGAAUGCAGAAUACUGUGCUUGCCCAGCACAUGCGGUUGAUAGGGUGUCACCUUGCAAGUACAAUAAUUCUACACCUAAUAACCAAGAGUAGGAGGUGUAAAGCCAAGUCAAGCAAGCAUAGAAACAGGAUUGCAUUUGGAAUAAAGUAUAUAACAUUGCUGCAUCUCUUAACCAUGGCUAUAUCAGGAUUAUCUUGUGGGCUCAUGUGCUUCUUCUCUUGCAUACAAAAUAGUUUCUAUACCUGUGGUACAGUGUUAAGUUUCACCCACUCUUAAGUGCACGGGGCCUCUACUUUGGUUUAUCCUACCAAUCCUCUGGUCUUCCUUUGGAUUUCCACUUUGCAGACUGACUGGCCAUACAAAACAGAAACUACAUUUUAAAUUGUUUUCUGCUUGUGAAAUUUCAGUACUUAAUUUUCUUUAAAUAUGGCAUGAUUGGUAUGUUUAAGUGAACUGUGGAGAUUUGCUACAAAUAUGUAAAAAAAAAGAAGAAAUCAAAAUGUUGCUUAAUAUUUGUUAAUUUUUUCCUCCUUCAACAGCUUUUAUCACAGUUUAUUUCACCAUACUCUGGUCACAUUUUUGGAAGGCAUAUAACAGGUAUGUGAGAGAUUUAGCAGUAUUAUAUUGAAGGUAAAUGCUUUUCACUAAUUAAUUUUAAGGCUAUUUAAAUAGCCAGCCACCUUUGACCUGUGCAUCAUUCUGAAUUAUAUUGAAUUUGGUUUCUAAAACUUAAAUCGAGACCAGUCUUGAGUGCUUAUAUUUUUAAAAGCCCCUUAUAGGUUUAAUCUGCAUUGAUAAAGGAAUUGAUCUUUUGAUGUUUUCAAAUGAAGUGGCUUUUUAGGAUUUUUUGAUUUUACAGGCUUAUGUAUGAAGAAGCAGCAAGAGGUUGCAAAAAAUAUUAAAAGAGCCCGACAACUGGGUGAGCAUCUUUUUAAAAUAUGGAGGUACUUAGAUGUUUUGCAAAUUGCUUUGUUUCUAAAGCUUCUGAAUUUAUUAUGUUGCAGGAUUUAUGUCGGUUACAUAUAAGGACCCAACAUUCCUCAGCGACCCUAAAGUAUGCAGUAUCAAAUAUCCAGAAUGAAUUAUGUUAAGUGUACUUAAUAAAACUGAUUUUGUAACUGAUUUGUAGUCAUUCCUGGUACAUCCUUAAUAAGCAAACCACUAGCACGUCAGAUACGAUCCUGUUAAUUCUGCUGUAUACAGAGUACAAAGGAUUGCCAUGUGAAUGGCAGAAUGCUUCUCCUCUGUGCUAAUAAUCAUGUCAUUCUUCAAAUGGCUAUCAUUUUGUAUGCAAGAUGGAAAACAUGCUGUCAUAAAAUGAAGUAAAAACUUUAUAAAGAAGAAAACACAUGCUGUCAUGCCUAACAAUAAAGAUACCUACUUGGAAGCAAGUAUCUAUGUCUAAUGGCGCUUACUCCUAGGUAGGUGUAGGCUUGGCGCAUCUGUGUGCUAUAUUACUAUGUACUAUAUUGCUCCGUGUGGAAAAUGGAGUAGUGGAACACAAUCAAAGGCAGUAUCAUGAAUGAAAUAUUUGUACUAAGGUCUUGCCCAUUUCUCUCUAGGCUGACAUGAAACCAUGUUUAGCCUUCAAUUCAGCCGCUUUGCUUUCAAGCACAGUAUGUUACUUAAUCGGUUAUAACCAUUUUGUAUCCUACUGCUGACAGAAGACUCUGAUCCAGUGGUGGUGGUGAUUUCCCCCUGCUUUCCUCUGCAGACCUGUGCACCACCCCCUUCUGCUCCAGAGGGUUGGUGGACCCUUUGGAAUUACCGUAUUUUUUGCUCUGUAAGACUCACUUUUUCCCUCCUAAAAAGGAAGGGGAAAUGUGUGUGCGUCUUAUGGAGCGAAUGCAGGCUGCGCAGCUAUCCCAGAA